Messenger RNA from Hemicordylus capensis (graceful crag lizard), 1715 nucleotides. It is a transcript of the gene MDH1, whose product is annotated as malate dehydrogenase 1. The transcript is spliced from 9 exons. Gene Ontology annotation, cellular component: cytosol; mitochondrion. Gene Ontology annotation, molecular function: L-malate dehydrogenase (NAD+) activity. Bases 156 to 1160 code for a protein of 334 amino acids. Gene Ontology annotation, biological process: malate metabolic process; oxaloacetate metabolic process; tricarboxylic acid cycle. The record is from RefSeq and is a predicted model, not a curated record. NCBI's taxonomy places the organism in Eukaryota, Metazoa, Chordata, Lepidosauria, Squamata, Cordylidae.
AGGCAGCAAAAUGAGAGGUGGUGAGAGAGGCGGGGAGUUCUUUCCCCACCCCUUUUGCUUACCUUUCGAGCUUGGCUCUUUCUCUCUGCUGCAACUGUGACUGCGGUUAGAGGUGACCUCGAGGAGCAGAAACGGUCUCUUCUUCUAAAAUCGCCAUGUCUGAACCCAUCAGAGUCCUAGUGACUGGAGCUGCAGGACAAAUUGCAUACUCUCUGCUCUACAGCAUUGCGAAGGGUGAUGUCUUUGGCAAAGAUCAGACCCUCAUCCUUGUAUUGUUGGAUAUCACUCCCAUGAUGACUGUGUUGGAUGGUGUACUUAUGGAAUUGCAAGACUGUGCUCUUCCACUGUUAAGAGAGGUCAUUGCAACUGACAAAGAAGAAGUUGCAUUUAAAAACCUUGAUGUAGCCGUUCUGGUUGGCUCCAUGCCAAGGAAAGAGGGCAUGGAACGGAAAGAUCUCCUCAAGGCCAAUGUGAAGAUUUUUAAGUCUCAAGGUGCAGCGUUGGACAAGUAUGCAAAGAAAUCUGUUAAGGUUAUUGUGGUCGGUAAUCCAGCAAAUACCAACUGCCUGACUGCUUCAAAGUCUGCUCCAUCCAUACCAAAAGAGAAUUUCAGUUGUCUAACUCGACUGGACCACAACAGAGCUAAAUCCCAGAUUGCUCUGAAAGUUGGUGUGACUGCUAACGAUGUAAAGAAUUGUAUCAUCUGGGGGAAUCACUCCUCUACUCAAUAUCCAGAUGUUAACCAUGCCAAGGUGAAAGUGCAAGGAAAAGAAGUUGGAGUUUAUGAAGCUGUGAAAAAUGAUAACUGGCUGAAGGGUGACUUCAUUUCAACUGUUCAGCAGCGGGGUGCAGCUGUUAUCAAGGCCAGGAAGCUAUCGAGUGCGAUGUCAGCAGCCAAAGCUAUCUGUGACCAUGUGAGGGACCUCUGGUUCGGCACUCCAGAGGGUGAAUUUGUUUCUAUGGGUGUCAUUUCUGAUGGAAACUCAUAUGGUGUCCCAGAGGAUCUUAUUUAUUCAUUUCCUGUUGUAAUAAAGAAUAAAACAUGGAAGUUUGUUGAAGGCCUUCCUAUUAAUGACUUCUCCCGUGAAAAGAUGGAUUUGACAGCUAAGGAAUUAAGCGAAGAAAAGGAGAUGGCUGUGGAGUUUCUCUCCAGUGCAUGACUACAUGCUCCUCAGAAUGGGGGAGACUGCUUAAACACAGAAGAGUCUAAAAGCCGUCUCUAAAUCCAACAUAAAAUAUGACUGCUCUGUCAGCCAGUUGUUGUUCUUGUGGCAGUCCUUUCAAUACUUGCUUUGUUGGUACAUCUGUGCCUGUUGCUGAGAGCUCUUAGUAAUGAGAUGAUUGCAUAACCAGUUCCAAAAGUAGUUUGCAGACUUGACCAAACCUCCUUGAUUUGUUACUGUUUGCUUCUUGUAAUUGCAUAGCACACAUGACAUCUUUGCCUUAGUGAUAGAAUGGUUAGCAGCUUUUCAGCUUCAGUUUACACCAAAACCUACUGCACAAUUUUGACUAUGAUGAAUGUACUGUGUACUGAUCAUCACUGACUCUUUAAAGCAUUCAUUAUAAACUACUAUUAAAUGUUGUUGACGAAGCACUCCUAUCUUUUUUUUCCCUGUGCUGUUCUGUUAACUUGCUUUCGUUUAAAUAUAUAAAACCAAUCUUUACCAGAACAUUGUUUUGUGAAAUGCUAAAAUAAAGUAAAUGCUGGACACACA